AUGACUGGAAAAUGUGGAAAGUGCUCAAAGCAACUUCCAAGAAAGCAAUUUUUAAUAUGUGCCUCAUGCAAUACCAGUUACGAUAUCGAUUGUGCAGGAGCUGAAAAGAGAUUUUUCCUUAUGAAUGACGAACAUAAAAGGCGAUGGAAAUGCCUUUCUUGUUGUACCACAAAACCACAUUCCUCAAGUUCUGGAAUAACCGCAUCCACUCCAUGUGAUGAGAAUGUCACUAUAAGAAAUAAGUGCGUUAUAAAUAUCUCAACGUCAAACUCAUUUGAAUCACUGGCUGAAAAUUCCUUGGAAGAUGAGGAUUAUGAAGACAACUGUAAUACAAGACUUAAUAGAAGCUGUCCAGAGUUAUCAACUAUUACGGUAUAUGAUUUGAAAGAAUUAAGGAUAUGA
Parnassius apollo (apollo) is the source of this 402-nucleotide messenger RNA. NCBI's taxonomy places the organism in Eukaryota, Metazoa, Arthropoda, Insecta, Lepidoptera, Papilionidae. The record is from the annotation of a GenBank genome assembly.